This is a messenger RNA of Alternaria viburni, 1797 nucleotides long. RefSeq lists its product as uncharacterized. Lineage: Eukaryota; Fungi; Ascomycota; Dothideomycetes; Pleosporales; Pleosporaceae. The record is from RefSeq and is a predicted model, not a curated record. The transcript has 2 exons. Bases 1 to 1797 code for a protein of 598 amino acids.
AUGAAGACGAUAUACCCCCUUCUCACCCUCCUUUCAGCGGCCGCUGUCGCUGCUGGCCCUCUUCCCCGGAAUGUCGACAUCCCAUCGAGGGUUGUGGCGCGUACCGAACACAUGGGCGAGGCUGCGCCCGCUCCAGCAGUUGACCCUGCUAAGGCAGCCGCCGACGCUAUGGAGUCCAUGCACGUAGCAGAGGCGGAGGCCAAGGACAAGGCGCACCAGGAAGCUGCUGCGAAGAUGGAGGCCGAACAUCAAGCCAAGGCUGAAGCAGAGGAGAAGGCUCAUCAGGAAGCUGCGGCGAAGAUGGAGGCCGAACACCAAGCGAAAGCGGAGGCAGAGGAGAAGGCUCACCAAGAAUCUGCCGCUGCUAUGGAAGCCAUGCACGUGGCCUCCGAGAUGGCCAAGGACGCCGCUCACAAGGCCUCUGCAGAUGCUAUGGAGUCCAUGCAUGCCGCGUCUGAGAAGGCCAAGGAUGCCGCUCACAAGUCUUCGGCGGAUGCUAUGGAGGCCAUGCACGUAUCUCAAGAAAUGGCCACCACCACCACUGAGGAGGUUGCAGCAACAACUACAGCCGAGGCUAUCACUCACGAAACUGUUGCACCGAUGACUACGGCUAUGGUCGAACAGCCCCCCGCUCCUAUGGUCACUGAACACCCCAUGCCACCUCCUGCGGCUGAGAUGCCACCACCACCACCUGCGGAGAUGCCUGCACCACCGGCUGAGAUGCCUCCUGCUGAGAUGCCACCGCCACCUGCUGAGAUGCCCGCUGAGAUGCCUCCACCAGCCGAGAUGCCUGCACACGAGACUCAAGCAGCACCCGAGCAUACCAUGAUGCCACCACCACCUGCUGCCGAGAUGCCUCCACCAGCUGAGAUGCCGCCUCAGGAGACUCAGGCCGCACCAGAGCACACCAUGCCUCCUCCCGCUGCCGUCACUGUCGUUCCCGAAGCCCCUGCCGCCGGUAACAUGUCCAUGACCCACGCUGCACCACCUGCACCCAUGGUCACUGAGAGUUUCUCUUUGGUAAUGGGUGAGGCUGCGAACGCCACUGCUUCUGCCAACAUGACCGUUUCCGCCACCGAGACUGCUGCUGAGCCUGCGGCCACCGAGGCACCGGGCGCAGCUGAGGAGGAGAAGAAGAAGAUGGAAGAGGAGCAGAAGAAGGCUGAGGAAGAGAAGAAGGCCGCUGAGGAGAUGGCAAAGCAACAAGAGGAGGCCGACAAGAAGGCCGCUGAGGAAGAGAAGAAGGCGCAAGAGGAGGCAGACAAGAAGGCUAAGGAAGAGGCAGACAAGGCUGCUAAAGAAGAGGAGAAGAAGGCUGCCGAGGAAGAGAAGAAGGCGGCUGAAGACGCUAAGGCUAAGGAGAAGGCCGACGCUAAAGCUGCUGAGGAAGAGAAGAAGAAGCAGGAAGAAGCCGACAAGAAGGCAGCUGAGGAAGAGAAGAAGCAAGCCAACGAAGACGCCAAAGCCGCCGAAGAAGACAAGAAGAAGCAAGAGGAAGAGGACAAGAAGGCACAGGAGGGUCAAGCCGAGCAGCAAGACGGAGCUGAAGCCGACGACAAGGAAGACGCCGCCCAAGAGGACGACAAGAAGGACGAGGGAGACAAGCAGGACGAAGCCGCCGACGCCGAGCCUGUCGCUGCUGAAGAGCAGAACGACGACGCCGAAGCACCAGCACCAGCUGCAGAGUCUGGCGACGCCGUCGUCGAGUAUCCUGCUGGUUUCCUCACUUCAUCUCGUCGCCGCGACGAGAUCGCCAACAUGCCCGCCAAGCGCGGUAUGAAGGCUGUUGCGUUCUGA